CCCUCCUCACCCCCGCCCCGCCAGCCCCCGGUCCCGCCGGCCCCGGAUGCCCGGGCCCCGAGGGGCUGCCGGCGGCCGGGCCCCUGAGAUGCGCGGGGCGGGGGCGGCGGGGCUGCUGGCGCGGCUGCUGCUGCUGCUGCUCGGGCUGCUGGGCCCGGGCGGCGGGGCGCCGGGGGGGCCGGCGGGCGAGCGCGGCGCCGGCGGGGGCGGGGCGCUGGCCCGCGAGCGCUUCAAGGUGGUCUUUGCGCCCUUGAUUUGCAAGCGGACUUGUCUCAAGGGCCAGUGCCGGGACAGUUGCCAGCAGGGCUCCAACAUGACGCUCAUCGGAGAGAACGGCCACAGCACCGACACGCUCACGGGCUCCGGCUUCCGCGUGGUGGUGUGCCCGCUGCCCUGCAUGAAUGGAGGCCAGUGCUCCUCCCGGAACCAAUGCCUGUGCCCUCCAGACUUCACUGGCCGCUUCUGCCAGGUGCCCACCACGGGAGCCAGCGGGGCCACUGGGGGCUCAGUCCCGGCGCUGGCCCGAACCGGGGCCCUGUCCACAGGUGCACUGCCGCCCCUGGCUCCAGAGGGCGAGUCGGGGGCCAGCAAGCACGCCAUCUACGCCGUCCAGGUGAUCGCCGACCCCCCUGGGCCGGGAGAGGGGCCCCCUGCCCAGCAUGCAGCCUUCCUGGUGCCCCUGGGGCCGGGACAGAUCUCAGCAGAAGUGCAGGCCCCACCCCCCGUGGUGAAUGUGCGUGUCCACCACCCUCCUGAGGCCUCAGUGCAGGUGCACCGCAUCGAGGGGCCCAACGCUGAGGGCUCAGCCCCCUCCCAGCACCUGCUGCAACACCCCAAGCCCCCACACCCCCGGCCACCCACCCAGAAACCCCUGGGUCGCUGCUUCCAAGACACACUGCCCAAACAGCCAUGUGGGAGCAACCCUCUCCCCGGCCUCACCAAGCAGGAAGACUGCUGCGGCAGCAUCGGCACAGCCUGGGGCCAGAAUAAGUGCCACAAGUGCCCCCAGCUGCAGUACACAGGUGUCCAGAAGCCCGGACCCAUCCGUGGGGAGGUGGCCACUGACUGUCCCCAGGGCUACAAGAGGCUCAACAGCACACACUGCCAGGACAUCAAUGAGUGCGCAAUGCCCGGCAUGUGUCGCCACGGGGACUGCCUCAACAGCCCAGGCUCCUAUCGUUGCGUCUGCCCGCCCGGCCACAGCCUGGGCCCCUCUCGCACUCAGUGCAUCGCGGACAAGCCGGAGGAGAAGAGCCUGUGCUUCCGCAUGGUGAGCCCGGAGCACCAGUGCCAGCACCCGCUGACCACUCGGCUCACCCGUCAGCUCUGCUGCUGCAGCGUGGGCAAGGCCUGGGGCGCGCGCUGCCAGCGCUGCCCAGCAGAUGGCACUGCUGCCUUUAAGGAGAUCUGUCCGGCGGGCAAGGGUUAUCACAUCCUCACCUCCCACCAGACGCUCACCAUCCAGGGUGAAAGCGACUUCUCCCUCUUCCUGCACCCGGAAGGGCCGCCCAAGCCCCAGCAGCCGCCCGAGAGCCCCAGCCGGGCACCGCCGCAGGAAGGCACCGAUGAAGAGAGAGAAGUGACCACGGCUUCACCAGUAAGCGAGGAGCGCUCCCUGCAGCCGAGCCACUCCACCGCCCUCACCACUUCGGCCAGGCCCUACCCAGAGCUCAUCGCCCGCCCCUCGCCACCCACCAUGCGCUUGUUCCUGCUGGAGCUGCCCCCAUCCCGCAGUGCCGUGGAGAUGGCCCCGACUCAAGCCACGGAGAUGAACUUGUGCCGAGAGAAUCAGAACAUCUGUGGCCACGGCGAGUGCGUCCCCGGCCCCUCGGACUACUCCUGCCACUGCUACCCGGGCUACCGGGCGCACCCGCAGCACCGCUACUGCGUGGAUGUGAACGAAUGUGAGGGGGAGCCGUGCGGCCCGGGGAGGGGCGUCUGCAUGAACACUGGCGGCUCCUACAGCUGCAGAUGCAACCGCGGCUACCGUUUGGAAACGCACAGCGAGCCGCGCUCCUGCGUGGACACGAAUGAGUGCCACAGGAGCAACCCGUGCGGCGACGGCGGCAGGUGCAUCAACAUCCCAGGCCAUUAUAAGUGCACCUGCUUCCCCGGCUACCGGCUCAAAAGCUCGCGGCAGCCCGAGUGCGAAGACAUCGACGAGUGCCGGGAUCCCAGCAUCUGCCCUGACAGCAGAUGCGAGAACAAACCCGGGAGCUACAAGUGCAUUGCCUGUCAGCCCGGCUACCGCAGCCAGGGGGGCGGCCCCUGCCGCGACGUUAACGAGUGCGCCGCAGAGGACAACCCCUGCUCGCCGGGCUGGUGCGACAACCUCCCGGGCUCCUACCGCUGCACCUGCGCCCAGGGCUACACACCUGCGCCCGACGGCCGCAGCUGCGUGGAUGUGGACGAAUGUGAGGCCGGGGAUGUGUGUGACAACGGCAUCUGUACCAACACGUUGGGCUCCUUCCAGUGCCAGUGCCACGCUGGCUACCAUCUGUCAAGGGACCGGAGUCGCUGUGAGGACAUCGACGAGUGUGACUUCCCCGCGGCCUGCAUCGGUGGCGACUGUGUCAACAUCAACGGCUCCUACCGCUGCCUCUGCCCCCAGGGCCAUCGGCUGGUGGGCGGCAGGAAGUGCCAAGACAUAGAUGAAUGCAGCCAGGACCCGAGCCUGUGCCUGCCCCACGGCGCCUGUGAGAACCUGCAGGGCUCUUAUGUCUGUGUCUGCGACGAGGGCUUCACCCCCACCCAGGACCAGCGCGGCUGUGAGGAGCUGGAGCAGCCUCACCACAAGAAGGAGUGCUACCUUAACUUCGACGACACCGUGUUCUGCGACAGUGUCUUGGCCACCAACGUCACCCAGCAGGAGUGCUGCUGCUCGCUGGGGGCCGGCUGGGGGGACCACUGCGAGAUCUACCCCUGCCCGGUCUACAGCUCAGCUGAGUUCCACAGCCUCUGCCCCGACGGUAAGGGUUACACCCAGGACAACAACAUUAUCAACUAUGGCAUCCCAGCGCACCGAGACAUAGAUGAAUGUGUGCUUUUCGGGGCUGAGAUCUGCAAGGAGGGCAAGUGUGUAAAUACGCAGCCGGGCUACGAGUGCUACUGCAAGCAGGGAUUCUAUUACGAUGGGAACCUGCUGGAGUGCGUGGACGUGGACGAGUGUCUGGAUGAAUCCAACUGCCGAAACGGCGUGUGUGAAAACACGCGCGGCGGCUACCGCUGCGCCUGCACGCCCCCGGCCGAGUACAGCCCGGCACAGCGCCAGUGUCUGAGCCCCGAGGAGCUGGAGCGCGCCCCGGAGCGGCGCGACGUGUGCUGGGGCCAUCGCGGCGAGGACGGCAUGUGCGCGCGCCCCCUGGCCGGGCCUGCGCUCAGCUUCGCCGACUGCUGCUGCCGCCAGGGCCGCGGCUGGGGCGCCCAGUGCCGCCCGUGCCCGCCGCGCAGCGCCGCGGGGCCCCAGUGCCCCACGUCACAGAGUGAGAGCAACUCCUUCUGGGACACCAGCCCCCUGCUGCUUGGCAAGCCCCCGCGAGAUGAGGACAGCUCAGAAGAGGAUUCAGACGAGUGCCGCUGUGUGAGUGGCCGCUGCGUGCUGCGGCCCGGCGGCGCCGUGUGCGAAUGUCCUGGCGGCUUCCAGCUGGACGCCUCGCGGGCGCGCUGCGUGGACAUCGAUGAGUGCCGGGAGCUGAACCAGCGCGGGCUGCUGUGCAAGAGCGAGCGCUGCGUGAACACGAGUGGCUCCUUCCGCUGCGUCUGCAAAGCCGGCUUCGCGCGUAGCCGCCCGCACGGCGCCUGCGUGCCCCAGCGCCGCCGCUGACACCUCGGCCCGCACCAGCCAGUGCCCGCGCCUUCCCCCCGGGGAACCCUCCCUCUUGCCCC
Molecule: messenger RNA, 3885 nt
Organism: Ochotona princeps (American pika)
Lineage: Eukaryota; Metazoa; Chordata; Mammalia; Lagomorpha; Ochotonidae
Gene: LTBP3
Product: latent transforming growth factor beta binding protein 3
Exons: 27
Coding region: 47-3823 (1258 amino acids)
Molecular function (GO): calcium ion binding
Source: RefSeq, a predicted model, not a curated record